This is a messenger RNA of Diabrotica virgifera virgifera (western corn rootworm), 9662 nucleotides long. RefSeq names its product protein commissureless 2 homolog. The transcript has 2 exons. Bases 90 to 644 code for a protein of 184 amino acids. NCBI's taxonomy places the organism in Eukaryota, Metazoa, Arthropoda, Insecta, Coleoptera, Chrysomelidae. The record is from RefSeq and is a predicted model, not a curated record. Gene Ontology annotation, biological process: axon guidance.
AAAGUCAAUUGACUUAUUUAUCAGUUACAGUUAGUGCUUAACCUCAACGUUGACGAGUAAGGAUUUAACCGGUCUUUCACAUUUUCAAAAUGUUGACAUUAGAGGAAGAAGUUGAAUUAAAACUUCCUCCAAAAAUCGGAGACUUCAGUAGUAUCAGUAGUGGUGAAUUUAACUUUAGCGAAAACUUCACGAAUAUUUUAGUACAAUCUACCGAGACUGAAGGAGGAAAACUGAAUGUUCCUGAUCCUGAAUAUGAACAGUUUUUGGCUGAUGUUUGGGUCGGAAUCGUAUUGACACUUAUGGUGCUUAGUUGUGUAUGUUUUAUGUGUUCUUGUUUGAUUUAUCACAAGUUUCAGCAGUGGAAAACGCGAGUUAUAGAAGCGCGAAACGCUGGCAACAUAGAAACCGGACUACCGGAAUCGGAACUACCAAGUUACACAAUAGCAUCAGGCCUACCAACAUACGAGGAAGCGUUGCAGCAGCUCCACCGGGUCAAGGACCCUCCGCUUCCUGCCAAAACGGUAGACGUCGCGGACUGGACGCCGCAGACACCUCCGACGCCCGUCACGCCCGCUAGCAUGAACGUCGUGAAGUUCUUCCAGGGAUGUACCAACGACAACGCGGAUUCCGCCAAAGCGACAUGAAGUUAGUUAGACUUGAACUUGAAAUUUGAAAGGAUUUUUUUUAAUUUUGUGGUUUCGAGCGAAGGAGAUUUAGUUGAGUCUGACGGAUUUUUCAAGUCGCCGAGAUUGUGCAGUGGUUUGAAACGGAUACGAUGGAUUGUUUUGCUAUAAAAAUUGCUCUGUCAUGGACUUAAAAUUAGUUUGGAACUGUAAUAUAGUUUAAGAACAACGAAAUGAGCAGAAAAUAUGAAUUUCUUGAUUAGUAAAAUUCAGUUGGCCCUGGUUUUUAAUUUUGAUAGAAAUAAUGAUACACUGAGGUGCAAAAAAAUCGAUCCACUGAAAAUUUGGUCAUUUUUGAUGUCUCGAAUUUCCUAAACCUGUUGUCCGAUUAGGGUGAUUUUUUUACCAUGUUAUAGCCUUAUUCAUUAUCAAUAUCGCUGAAAUAAUAUUGUUGCUAGACAGGUAAACUGUCAUUGUAUACCGGUGUACGAAUCAAACUGUGUUUUUUUCUCAAAGUUCGCAUCACCCUGUGGACUAUUCUAGAGUUUAUAAAAUACUGAAAUUAAAAACUAACUAUAGCCUCAGCUUUUCUUAACAUUCUGUUGUUAGAUCCAUUCGCUUAUGUUGGAUAAUAAAAAAGUUACGUACUUUAACAACUGGCCAUGUUCGUCAUCAGUACAGGGUGUUUCGAAAUAAGUGCGGCAAACUUUAAGGGGUAAUUUUACACAUAAAAAUAAUGACAGUUUGUUUUAUAAUAUGUCCGCAAACGCUUCCUUUCCGAGAUACAGGAUGUUUAAUUUUUUUUUUACAAACUGACGAUUUAUUUAUUGCUUUAAAACCAGUUGAGAUAUGCAAAUCAAAUUUGGUGGGUUUUAAAAGGUAGUUAUUGCACAUUUUUUGACAUACAAUUAAGAAUUUAAUAUUUACCAUUAACGCGCCAACGGGUAUUAUGACCGAUCAUAUUACCCGAUCAUGCAGGCCAAUGGUAAAUAUAAAAUUCUUAAUAAUUGUAUGUCAAAAAAUGUGCAAUUACUACGUCUUAAAACCCACCAAAUCUGAUUUGCAUAUCUUAACUGGUUUUAAAGCAAUAAAUAAAUCAUCAAUUUGUAAAAAAAAUUGAACAUCACCUAUCUCGAAAACGAAGCGUUUGCGGACAUAUGAUUAUAAAGUAAACUGUCAUUUUCUCAUGUAAAAUUACCCCUUAAAGUUUGUCGCACUUAUUUAGAAACACCCUGUACUGAUGACGAACAUGGCCAGUUGUUAAAGUACCUAACUUUUUUGUUAUCCAACAUAAGCGAAUGAAUCUAAAAACAGAAUGUUAAUAAAACCUGAGGCUAUAUAGACAACAGGUUUAGGAAAUUAGAGACGUCAAAAAUGACCAAAUUUUCAGUGGAUCGAUUUUUUUGCACCCGAGUGUACAUAAACAAUACUACUUAUAGUCCGGGCAGCACCUGUUUUGAAUUGCAAAAUUUGCAUAGGGGUCUAUUUUUUGCUUGAAUCACUUCAGGAUGUAUUAACAAUCACGAUAUGCGACAGUCGGAAACCAUGUGCUUAAUUUUUUAUUUAACAAAAUCUGAAAAAAUUGCAAACAUUUUUGCACAUCUGAAAAACAUUUUUGCUUUUGCCCCUAUAUCUUUGCUUGUAACUCGGGUGAUAUGGUUCCUAUAAAAAAUUAUACAAGGUAAAAGUUUCACAAAAAGUGAAUCGGUGUGUUUAAAAUCACAACGCGCCUCAAAAAUUGCCCUUUCUUGACUUACUCUCAUCCGAUUUUGAAAUAUUUUUUUAAUUAUGUCUCGGGCGACAAGGGUUUCAAAUAUUUUCAAACACUUAUUGUUAUUGCAAAACUUGCAAAUUAUAUAAUCAUAUCUUACCAUACUUGGAAUCCUUGUCGACCGAGAAGUCGAUUAAAAAUAAGAUUAAAAUCGGAUGACAAAAAACAGAAAAAAUGCAAUUUUUGGAGCGCGUUGUGUUUUUAAAUUCGACGAUUUAUGUUUUGCUUUGUGUGCUGGGGGCUACCCCCCUCACCAUAAUUUUAAAAAAUUCCGUAGGCUCUUCUAGUUGACCGAUUUCUUUUUCAAAAUCCGUUGGAAAUCUUGAGCCAGCCUAUCUUUAUCUGUAAAAAAUUUACAAUAUAUAAAGUGCUUAUUUUCGGAUCCAGCGAAUUUUGCAAAUUUGUACUUUUUUUACAGACUCUGGAUUGCAAAAUAAUUAAGCAAAAACUCUUAAACUGACCCAACGAAAUUUAUCACACGUUUCAGUCGUAUUAUAUAGUUUUCCUAGGCGGAACAUGAAGGCCUUAAGUUAUGCUUAAGGGGUCGAAAAAAUUUAAAGGAGAAACUUCAUUUUUUGCACUAUUUUUCCAAUUACCUAUUGUUAUUUUUUAAACGAUAAACAUUAAAUAUUCAAAUUCUGGUCAGGUGUUAUGUAAAACUGAAAAACGAAAAUUUUUCCUAACGAAAAGUAAUUUUUUGUAGAAACAAUAUCUUUCGAGUUAUAGAUCAAAAUAUGGACACAAAAAGCAAAAAUUUUCCAUUUUUUUUUUUUUCAGAUUUUAAUAAAAUGAAGCAGAAGGUUUGCGAAUGGCUCAUAUCGUGAUUAAUUGAUACAAGGUACAUACAUACUGAACUGAUUCCAGCAAAAAAGUAUAUUCAUUUCUAGAUAACAAGAUAUUUCCGUAAUUUGAGCUGAGUUACAUAGAUUCUUUAUGAUUCGAAUGAAAAGGGAUGAUUCGAAUUACCUGAUUAUUAUUAUUGCAAAUGACUUAUUGCUCCACUAUAGUAAGAUAUUUAUGGCUCCUUUGCCAUGCGUUUCGUCGAUAGUUUAUUUUGUAUAAUCUGUAAAAAGAGUACACAGUAUAUUCAGUACAUUUGAGUAUACUGUAUUAUACUCAAAGAAUUUUAAAAAUAAUUUUUUGCUUAUUUCGUUGAUUGCCCAACAUGAUUAUUGUAAAUAGCAAUGUGACAGAUUUAGAAAAUAAUCUUUGUUUGAAAUUAAAAAUUUUGUAGAACAACAUCACUAUAUAUUUUUUAAAUACAGUAAGAACAAAAUUUUCCUGGUACGUUUGCGCAAGAAAUGUAAAAACCAAGUUUAUUCUUGGCGCGUGAAAUUUAAUUCUUUAUACACUCAAAAUAAGUAAAAAAUUUUUAAAUAUACUGACUCCAAAUAAAUAAGAAAAGCUUUAAAAUCCGUAUAAUUAUUUUUACAUUAAUAGACUUGCAUCUGUUUUGAGAUCGUUGAGAGGUGACUCAAAUUUUUUUUGCAGAAAUUGCUUGAACAUAACUCGGAUAAUUUUAUUUGAGUUAUCCUCCCACUCAAAAUGGUCCGGAACACUGUUUAAAUAAUCAAAAUGUCAAAAUAUGAAGGAAAAAUUCGAUUUUUUUAUUGGUUUUUUGGUUUUUUGAAUAUAACUUUAAAACUAUUCAUUUCUGAGAAAAGUUGUACUGACAUAAAAGUUGCGUAAUUAAAUUUCCUACAAUAUAGAGUUGGUUAAAAAUUUAAAAAAUAGUCACCCUUGUUGCAAAAUAGCAAUAAUUUCGAUAAAAAAAAACAUACAAAAACAAGUAUUUGCAUUUUACGUUUUUCAACCAUUUAUGCUACACUUAGGACCUUAAUAUUUUACCCAGAAAAACUUUAUGAUAUAGUAAAACCACAUUGUAAAUUUUAUUAAGAUCGGUUUAAUAGCUUUUGCAAAAUAAAUUUUGCAAUCCAGCUUUCGCAAAAAAAAAAUUCAUUUUUGUGAAUUGUUGCAGGACUGAAAAUAAAGCAGAUAGCAAGUUGAAUUUUUUUUGCUUAUAGAAGUGUACUGUACCUUUCAUUUGCAAUUUGCAAAAUUAAAAUCGAUUAAUUACCACGGCGUGAGGAAAUUUUUUAAAUAAACACUGGCGGUGUUCGAUUCACACAAGUUGAUUUCCACCAAAAUUUCUUCCAAACUUUAUCUAAUAUAUUAUUUUCUUACUCUAUAUUUUGUUGUAUUUUAAUAUUUUAAUUCCACAAAAAUCAAACUAAUUUUAUUAUUGUUUGUGAAAUAUUGUUUAAACAAUUGCAUAUAUUUAAAAAUAAUAAACUUUUAUUCUCUAAGUUAAAAUAUAUGAACAAAGAAAGUUUUUGCUAAAAAAAGUGUUAUUUCAAAGGAUAGAGUAUGUGUUUUUAUUUUGCAAUAAACCAAUUUAUUUAUUUAUAUCGAAAUGUAAUAAAAAUUAAAAUGUAUCAAUCAUUAUCAAAGGUCAUUGGAAUGCCCAAUCAGAGCAAACUAUCCGCUGUCCUGCCCGUAGCACCAAUAAUUAAUGUUAAUUUAAAAAAUUCCUGACGCCGUGGUAGUUAAUUGAUUUUAGUUUUGCAAAUUGCAAAUGAAAGGUACAGUAUAUUUCUAUAUGCAAAAAGAAUUUCAACUUGCUAUCUGCUUUUUUUUCAGUCCUGUAACAUUUUGAAAAAAUGAAUUUUUUUUGCGAAAGCUGGAUUUCAAAAUUUAUUUUGCAAAAUCUAUUGAACCGAUCUUACUGAAAUUGGCAGUGUUAUUUUACUGUAUCAUGAUGUUUUUCUGGGUGAAAUAUGAAGGUCCUAAGUGUAGCAUAAAUGGUUGAAAAACGUAAAAUGCGAAUACUUGUUUUUGUAUGGUUUUUUCGCAAUUAUUGCUAUUUUGCAACAAGGGUGAUAUGACUAUUUUUUAAAUUUUUAGCUAAUUCUAUAUUGUAGGAAAUUUAAUUUCGAAACUUUUAUGUCAGUACCACUUUUCUCGGAAAUGAAUAGUUUUAAAGUUAUAAUCAAAAAACGAAGAAAAAAAUCGAAUUUUUCCUUCAUUUUUUGAUAUUUUUAUUAUUUAAACAAUGUUCCGGACCUUUUUGAGAGGGAGGAUAACUCAAAUAAUAUUUGAGUUAUUUUCAAACAAUUUCUGCAAAAAAAUUUGAGUCACCUCCCAACGUCCAAAUGUACUAAUAUUUUUACCGAUGCGCCCUGCUGUAUAAAUAAAACAUUCAUAAUUAAUAGGAAAUACUUAUCAUUUAUUUCUCAUCUAUUCCUAAUGUUCUUCAUCUUAUUCUUCGCCGAUAAUAUUUUUCUUUUGCCAUAUUGUAUUAUUUAGACAUCUCUCCAUUUAUCCUAGCAUUAUUUCAUCUGUAUAACACAAAAUUAUAAUCUCGUUUUUGCUCAAUUUAUUCUUCUUGUUUAUGUGCUAUAUUACGAUCAGGUGUUGCCAAUCACCAUGGAGAAGGCUUCAUUGUCCUUUUCCAUAUAAAGAAGGCUAUGCGAUUGUUUGAUUAGACUCUAUAAAUUUAUAAUUACCUUCUUCUUCUUCUUGAUGUGCUUACGGAUAACCACAUCAUUAUCUGGCAAUAUUUAUCUUGUUUGCAGCAGCUGGAAAAAGUAGCACAGAUGUUGUGCUGAACCAGCUUCUGGGGUUAUUUAACCAAGAUGGUCUUUUCUUCCUGGAUCAUAUCUGGCUCGUAGAAGAGCAUAUCUGAAUUUUGCCUAAUGUAUUCGAAAUAUUGUAGCUUUCGAGAUUUGAUGGUGGUCAGUACUUUUCGGUUCUUCGUUAUAAGGGACACGAAUUUAAUUUUUAGUAAGUACAUUAUUCUACAUUUCUUCUGUAGAAAUGUGAAAAAUACGUAAAAGGAAAUAAUUUUGUAUUUACUGAUCAGUUGUUUACGGCAAACUAUAUAGAUACAAACAUUUUAUCAAAAACCAUUAUAAUUAUAAUUGACCAUUAUUUUUCUAAAACUGUUUUGGAUGUCGGAUGUCGUAUCUAUAUAUAUUGCCAAUUUGAAUAAAAAUUUCCCACAUAAUUACAACUUUCAACAUAAUAGGUAAAAUUUUGACAUUAUUAUGAGUUUUACUGACGUAGGUAACUUAUUUUUCUAAUUAACAUUUAAUUGGAGUUACAGUGGUUUGUUCAAUGCAGAUUUUUUUACUAUACUAAAGUAAAAGUAAAGAUAAUUAGGUGUUGUUAAAUUUAACAGUUAGAUUUGACAUGCUACUCAUUAGCUAUUUUUUCAUGAAUUUCCUUAUCAAUUCAUUUAAGAUUAAACAUAUUUGGACUUGUUUUACCAAUUAUUUUCAUAUAUCUUUGUUGCAGACCAUUUUCUUUUCUUCUUUAUGCAAAAUUUGUAUGUUUUGAGUUUCAUUUUAGUAUAUCUCUAUCAUCAAAUUUUUUGGUUUUACUCUUCUUCUUCUUCUUCUUCUUCUUCUUCUUCUUCUAACGGUGCGUACCUUCUAACGAUGUUGGCGUCCACAUUGGUCCAUCUUAUUCUAUUCAAGAUAGCUUGAAAUAGACCAGUUUGCGGUAGAUCAGACCAUUUUCUAAGAUUGGCUUCAGGAUAUACAUCUGCGUCCAGAGCCUAUCUUAACCUAGAUCUUGUCUGGUAGAAUUAACUAGAGAAGUUGGUAUUUAUUAUUACAUAUAAUAAGGCCGAAGUAAGCCAAUAUUCUGUUCUUUAUGGUAUUAAUAAUUUUUUGUGGUCUCUUUGCCUCUGAAUAAUAGUUAUAUAAGUUGUGUGAUGUAUACCAUGUUAACAUACACGUCGGUAGCAUCACCUUUCAAAUGCCUCUAAUCGUUUUAUGGUAUCUUUUGUAAGACCCCAGAUGUUUUCAGAAUAUAAGAUAUGUUAAAUAAUGGUGGGGACAGCAUGCUACCUCGUCGAACUCCAUUUCGUACUCUGAAGACACCGGGCAGUUAAUUUUCAAAUCGUAUCUUUGCUUUUUGUUGAAGAUAUAAGUUUAAUAUUAGUCUUAUAACUGUACCAUUAAGUCCUGAUAUUUUUAGGUGAUUUGUUAUAGCUUUAAAAUUUCACCAUGCACUUCGUCAGGUCCUGGUGAUUUCUCAUCUUUAAUUCACUCAAUUGCCUUAGUUACUUUUUCGUUUGUUAUUGCUGGGCUGUAAGGAUUAUCUAUUUUAGUCGGUUUUCUUAAAUAUCUUCGAAUAAUACUACACGGUUUCUUUCUUCUUCUUCUUCAAGUGCCAUCUUCGUUCCAAAGGUUGGCGAUCAUCAGGGCUAUACGUAUUUUCGAAACUGCUGACCGAAACAAUUCGUCGUUGCUACAGCUAUACCAUUCCUGUAGAUUCUUUAGCCAGGAGUUUCGUUUUCUUCCUAUGGACCUUUCUCCUGCUAUCUUCCCCUGCAUAAUUAUUCGAAGCGGUUCAUAUCUUUCGCCUCUUGUAAUGUGUCCCGAAUAUUGCAGUUUUCGUUUUUUGAUCGUAAAUAUGACUUCCUUUUCUUUAUUCAUUCUUCUCAAGACCUCGACGUUUGUGACUCUCUCCGUACAUGAUAUUCUCAAGGUUCUGCGAUACAUCCACAGUUCAAAUGCCUCUAAUUUUUUGGGUAUCAAUGUUUUUUAGCGUCCAUAACUCCAUUCCGUAGAAUAACAUAGAAAGGACGUAACAUCUCAUCAGGCGAAGUUUCAUUUCAAGGCUCAAAUCUCUUCCACAGAACACUCUCUUCAUUUUAGUGAAUAUGGAUCUGGCUUUUUCUAUUCUAAUUUUGAUUUCUGCUGAGCUAUCGUUGUCUUCAUUUAUUAAAGUGCCUAAAUAUUUGUAUUUGCUAACUCGAUCGAUAAUUUCAUUGUCUAAAUAUAAAUUUUUACUUUUCUUGUUGAUUUCGAUAUUACCAUAAAUUUAGUUUUCUUUAUGUUCAAAGAUAGUCAGUACAUAUUCUUCGCUGCAGUCUGCUAUCUUAUUCACCAAUGUCUGUAGCUCUUUAAGUGUUUCUGCGAUCAGAACGGUGUCGUCGGCAAAUCUCGGAUUGUUUAAUCUAACACCAUUUAUUUUAAUACCUAUGGAUUGCUCAGAGAGUGUUCUAUUCAUUGCGUCUUCGGAAUAGAGAUUAAACAGGGUUGGUGACAGUAUACACCCUCGCUUUAUUUCAAUUUCUUCAGUGGUAUUAGUCUCUACUCUCACUACUGCUACGGUUUCUUUCCAUCUUCUCAAUUCAUCUUCAACUGUAAUCAAAAUCUGGACUUGGGUGUCUACAAUCUAUAUUACGUUGUUUUCGGGUAUUCUGUACCUCUGUAGUCUUUUCGUGCAUAUGGAGAUCGUCAUGUUUGCGUCAUAGUGCUUCAAUUUUUAUACAUUAUUCCAUCAGCCAAGCUACUAUUCAAAUUUCUAUUUUUCAGUUUUGUUCGGUAGAGACAUUUUAUCAAAUAGAUACUUUAAACUGUAGUCAUACAAAAAAGUCAUAAACAAAUGUUAUUAGAAAUAUUUUGAACUUACUUUAAAACUCAUACUAAGUCUUCAAUCGUUCCUUUUACUUAGUGUAUGUAAGUAUAAAUAGUUCUACUUCAUUCAAAAUUAUAGUUUAAACAUGUUAAAUUUCCACAAAUAUUAACAAUUAUUGGUUGUAAAAAGUGAGCUAUAAUUCAUAAAAUAAGCACGUGUUUAUUUGAUAUGGUGUCACAACAGUGGGACAUUUAUAUUUAAAGUAAACUUUUCAUAGAUAUCAGCUAUUGGUCGCCUUUUCACAGCCCAUUCUUAGUGCGCAAAAUAAAUGGUCAAGUUUUUUUCAAUUUUUCAUUCCACUAUAGUUAGAUAUCUGUGAUUUUAUUAGGAUCAUCUAUUUUAUAUACAAUCUAGUCAAUACUAUAAUCAUAAUCACCUCGACCUUGUCUCAAGUACUUCUUAUUCGUCAGUCGAUGCUGUCAACUGCCAAACGUUUCCAAUUUGCAACGUUAAUCUUUCUGGCAGCCUCGUCUACACCAUUCUUCCGCCUCAAUUUUGGCCUGUUCCCACUUUUACUUCUCAUAGGUUGACUGAGAGGCAAGCAAGCAAGCAAUUUGAUUAAACCCGACCUGUGGGAGUGAUGUCCAUGCCCCAUUCAAAUAGUGAAGCAAGAUUGACACCAACAUACAACAGAGAGGUCCUAGAGAGAGACAGACAAGGUGUUGGAGAAUUUAACAGGCCGUGUAAUUUGAGUUGCCUAUAUAAAUGGACCCGAUUGAAUCAGUAUUUACAGUUCGUUGAAUAUUUUAACUUAUAUUUUAACUUGGCUAAGGCCUAAUGCUGAUUGGCAGUACAUAUUUCAAAAUUUAACCACUUUUUUGUAUUUAGGGGAUAAA